AUGAAGACAGUAGCUGGAAUAACUAUGAGCGAUGGAUAUCGAUCUGCGGAAUGUUUGAAGAAUUUCUGUUUCCCAUCGCUGUUUUUAAUGUUCAUGCAUGAUAAAUUUGAAAAAUGGACGCAAAGCACUGAAGUCUCCUGA
Brugia malayi is the source of this 141-nucleotide messenger RNA. RefSeq lists its product as uncharacterized. The transcript is spliced from 2 exons. The coding region runs from base 1 to 141 and encodes 46 amino acids. The record is from RefSeq and is a predicted model, not a curated record. Lineage: Eukaryota; Metazoa; Nematoda; Chromadorea; Rhabditida; Onchocercidae.